AUGAAUAGUGUGAGCAUAAAGGACGUCAGGGAUUAUUUCUCCGUAAGGUUAAGUCUCUUCACAGUUUUCAAAUGUGGGCACGGAAGUGAUGUCCAAGGGAGGAGCAAGCGGCGUAGUCAUGGGGCAAAGGACCGAGCCGUCUCCCCCGGAGAAGCGGCCUCUUCCCCCCCAGGUGAAGACGCAAACGAUAAAGCAAAGAACAUCGCUAUCACGGUCAGUGCCCUGAACGGGGAGGACAAAAUGGUGUUGCUCCGCAAAAUGAAGAGGCUGGAAAAAUUCAAGUACCUCCAGAGGAAGAGGAAAAAGAAGCAUCUGAGUAUGCCAUUGGAUGGCAAGGAAAGAAUCCGUCCAGGAAGGGGGAACUCAAAAAGGAGAGUGCCCCCCAUUCAGUCGAAAGGAGCUACCGCCAGAGUGCGGGCAGGGUUAACAAGUGGUGCAGGCUCCAAGUCAAAUCAAAAUAGAAGAAGGGAACCUCGAGAUAGUAAGUAUGUGAACGAGGAGAAAAUCCUGAGUGAUGAAUUUGAAGUCAUUUGCUAUUUUCUUAUGGACAAGGAGUUUUAUAGCCACCCAGUCAGCGUCAGGUGUGCAGCCCCCGGCAGGAGGAAAAGCCACCGUGCCAGACAGCUUAGUGACAAAAGUGUGAACCAUUUGGGGGAGGACUUGAGAAGAUGCACACGCAUAAAAAAGGAUGAGUGCCAAAAUUAUGAUGAUCGAAUUGCAGAGGAUAUGGCGCAGAUGUUGCUCACGCAGGAUAGGAACAGUUUCGCGUUAGGGAAGAGAGAGACAGGGGAAGGUGAACAACUUUGUGAAAAUCCAAUGGGGUGUAAUAAUCUGUCCAGUGGAGGAGAGCCACCCGCAGGUGCCUCUGUUAAGUGUGACAGUAGCCGUGAUAACCACUCUGAUGACUCCCCGGAGGAGGACUCUACGAUGAUUCCCAGAAACAGAAAAGCCAAGGCCAUACGAAGGAACCUGUACACAAUCAAUCGAACCGUCAAUUAUCCUAUUAGGCACUCCCAGCUGAGUCCAGACAGCUACGUAUUUUUUCUAAUCCAGCAUAGGAAAAAAAAAUAUCAGAAGUUUUACUCCUACUGUAGGGUGUUCUCCCCCAGUGGAGUUAUUAAACAGGGAUUGCAAAUUAAGAAGUUGUACCAUCUGGGAAGGAAGGAAAAAGUUCAGGACGUCAUUACCUCUGUGUUGAGGAAGAAAAUUGCUCAUGUGGAUGAUAACAAUUCUAGGAGGGGUACUUCCUACCAGGGUAUAAUUUCCUUUUUGCAAGAGAACAGUGUUUACCGUGAUUUGUUGUGUUUGUAUCGUCGCCCCCGAAAUGGAAGUGUGCACAUGAGGAGGAGGCAGGUCAGUGGGGGGGUCCUCAGUGGAACAUCCUCAGAAAGGGGUAGUCAUCACAGUAUACUCCCCUUAAGAGAGGAAAAAAAGCAGAGAAAUAUUUUUAAACGUGUGUACGAGGGUGAUGGGAUGGGUGACCAGGACGGCAUACUGAUAGUGCCAAACGACACGACCAGUCCAUAUGCCCUACAGGAGGAGGAAACUCUCCUCCUCGACAGCGAAGUGUCAGCUUUUACCAGUCGAUGA
This is a messenger RNA of Plasmodium coatneyi, 1590 nucleotides long. Its product is annotated as Phosphatidylinositol 3-kinase. The record is from RefSeq and is a predicted model, not a curated record. The transcript has 2 exons. NCBI's taxonomy places the organism in Eukaryota, Apicomplexa, Aconoidasida, Haemosporida, Plasmodiidae. The coding region runs from base 1 to 1590 and encodes 529 amino acids.